AUGGAACAGUUUUCCGUUGCUUACCACGAAAGUUACGUUCGGAACUGGCGAGUUCUUGGUGCAAUUUGGGUAUUAUUCGCAAUGUGUUCUGCUUUGCUUCAAGUUUUGGUUUUUAUUCAUCCGGAAUGGAUUGGUGGCCCAGAUGGUGGAUAUUUUGGUCUAUACUCCUACUGUCCUAAUAAUGACUGCCCAUGGCGGAUAUUUAAUAUACAGGCUCUAUCAACAUCGUUUUCAGUUGCCGCAAUACUUGUACUUAUAUCAACUGUUCUUUCUCUAUUAGCUGUAUUUUCAAUAAUGCUUCUUGUACUGUUGCGUGACCGCUAUGUAUUCCUGCUUUGUUCCUGGAUGCAUCUGCUCUCAUUUUUUGGGAUGUUAGGUGGUUGUCUAGUUUACCCGUCUGGUUGGGAUAAUACAAAAAUUCGAGAGAUGUGUGAUUCCCACCGUUACAAUCUUGGUCUGUGUGAAAUCAAAUGGGCCUACGCACUAGCGCUGGUGUUGAUCAUUGACCAGAUGACAUUGUCAUUACUUGGAUUUAUUUUGGCCUGUAAACAGCCUCCAUCGAUUCCGGAAAUUAGCUGCAACUACAGUAGGUUUUUCUUUGUCCAUACUGAAUUCAUCUCUCGACAACUUAUUGAUAACCGACAAAAAAAUAAAUGA
Messenger RNA from Enterobius vermicularis (human pinworm), 657 nucleotides. The record is from the annotation of a GenBank genome assembly. Lineage: Eukaryota; Metazoa; Nematoda; Chromadorea; Rhabditida; Oxyuridae.